Messenger RNA from Chelonus insularis, 1558 nucleotides. RefSeq names its product coiled-coil domain-containing protein 149. Lineage: Eukaryota; Metazoa; Arthropoda; Insecta; Hymenoptera; Braconidae. The transcript has 7 exons. Bases 103 to 1362 code for a protein of 419 amino acids. The record is from RefSeq and is a predicted model, not a curated record.
GGAAAUGACAGAUGCCUCGUAGUUCUUCCAAAUUAAUCAGAUUUCGAUUAAAUCAAAUCUGAAAGAAUAAUUGUAACAUAUUGAAUUUAACUAUUUAAUAAUAUGGCUCAAUCACUAGAAGAAAAUCAACCUUUACAAAGUCCGGAGCAUAAUGCUGACGAAGUUGCUAUGCUAAGAAAAAAACUACUAUUAAAAUCAGAAGCUUUAAUGGUUCUUAGUCAAGAAUAUGAUCAAUGUCGAACGCAACGAGAUCAAUUUAAACUUAUGGCUGAACAAAUUCAAGAACGUUUUUGGCAUUUUAAGAAACAAACUAAUCUAACACGAGAUUUAAGAAAAUACAGUGUAGAUGAGGACUUUAGAACGAUGGAUCUUCUAGCAGAAAUUCGUGAGCAGAACAAAUGUUUGAGAUUGCAAGUAGAAACCCUUAGACAAAAAUUACGAGAUGCUCAAAGAGAUAUUCAGGUCCUCAGAUCGAGUAAUAAUUCUCAUAUAGAGUUAACUGGAUCACAGUUAGCACCUGCUGCUCAUGAAAGAGAAGAAAUGAUAGAACAGCUGGAAAAACUAAACAUUAAAUGUACUCAACUCCAAAAUGAUCUGAAGAACGUAUUAGAUGAGAAGCAAGAACUAGUGACAGAAAGAGAUGCAUUCAAAUGCAAAGCCCACCGUUUAAAUCAUCAGUUAUCUAAAGCUUUGAAUGCAACCCAAGCUGUUGAUUUAGAUGCUUUAAUUAAUGAAAAUAGAUAUUUACAAGAAAGACUGCAACAAUUAUCAGAAGAAAAAGAACUCGCUCAUCAAUCUCUUUCUAGAUAUAAGGGCAUACUUGACAGUAAACGAGUGAAAGGGACGAUAAAAUUAGGAACCGAUGGCGGAGGAAGAAUUAUGACCUAUAAACAAGUGGAAGAGCUUCUUCAACAAGGAGUCAAUAUUCCUCCACAAAAAGCUGCAGCUGCAUUAGAAGAGUUGCGAUACUUGUGUGCUGCGCUAUUUGAUACGUUAAAUGACAAGGCGUUGGCUUUGGCACAUCAAAGAAAAACGAAUAAAAUUCUAGCAACGAGAAUCAGCGAGUUAGUGAAUGACAUACCCUCACCAACGUCAAAACUGCUAGAAGGUUACGUGAGUGCAGAUGUUGAUACCAACGUAGAAUUAAAUUUACACGAUUACGAUAGUAAAGAAAUGUUGAAUGACAUUGAAACGGAAGAAAAAGUACAUUUAAAUGGAGACUUAUCUCACAAAGAAUCACCUUCUUUUACUGGGGAUUCAACGUCAACGCCAACAGUACCUCUAGACUUGCCAGAAAACCUUGGAGCUUUGGUGCAAAAAGCUCUUCUUGAUUUAAAAGAGAAUACCAAAGAUAAAUCUUGAGACUUAUAAAGGUAAUUUUUUGAUAAAUAUUAUCAAAGUGCAUUAUGGUUGUUAUUUAGUGUAUUUUUAUCUAAGUCAUAUCUGAUACGAAAGUCAUAUUGAGACCAAAGAUGUUGAUAAUUAAAGCUAUUUAAGUUGAAUUUUUUUUUUGCCUUGAAAAUAUCUAUAUACAUACAUAAAUAAAUCCACGGUAUAU